Molecule: messenger RNA, 1101 nt
Organism: Dermacentor andersoni
Lineage: Eukaryota; Metazoa; Arthropoda; Arachnida; Ixodida; Ixodidae
Source: RefSeq, a predicted model, not a curated record
AUGGUACUGCAGUGUCACAACCAGGUCUUCAAGUUCAUUUCCCCGCACGUGGGUCACUGGUACAAGCCGACCAAGCUCUACGCGAACCUGUCCGUGCCUCUCUGGAAGAACAUCUCGAUUCCCGUCGACGAAGCCGAGCGAUACAGCGCGUGCCUAGUCUACGCGCACCCCGGUCACGUCGACGACACCACGGUGGUUCACCGCGAUUCGUGGGAUUACGAUGACAAGUCCAAACAGCAGUCCGCGCGCAGUCUCUGGAGCCUCGUGUGCCACAGGACCUGGCUGCUGACUCUAGCGGAUGCGGUAUACAUGAGUGGCACACUAUUCGUCGUUCCCAUGACCGGUUACGCCGCAUGCACGACGGGUCGCCAGCCGGUGAUCAUGGGAGCCGUGCUGGGGCUCACCUUGAGCUCCGCCGCAGGCUGCUUCACGCAUUCGUUUGUGUUCUACCUGGUCACCGGAUGGUGCUUAAUGCGGGUGAUCGUUGUGGCGCCCACGACGAUUUUGCUGUCGGCGUCCUCGGUUGUCUACGACUCACCUAUAUGGCUGAUUUGUACGGGUCACCUGAAGGAGGCCGACGUUGUCAUGUUCAGAGCGGCCAAGAUCAGGGGCGCGCGGCGCGCCGAAGCGGAAAUGGCUGUUAAAACCAUAAGGUCAGACUUGACCAGGAGCAAUGCUAGCAUGUCCAUGUCCUUCAGGACCAUCGCCAAGUCGGGUGUGAUCCGUUUGAGAGCGGUCAGCGUAUUCUUUUCGAACUUUACCAUUAUGUUCGCUUUCUUUAUCACUAUGAGCAGCAGCCACUUUCAAGAACAGGGCGUUGUCAGGAUUACGUCCGUUAUCGUACUGACUCCAAGCUACCUGGCCAUGUACCACGCACUGAACUCGUGUGGAAGGCUGAAGCUGCUGCUGAUCCUGCUGGCUCUUCUGGGAGGAGUGCCCGCGAUUUGCGGUAUCGCUAUUUAUGCAAAUACUGUCGAGGUGUCUUACGUCCUAGUGAUUGCAGCCAAGGCGACGGCCAGCGUCCUUAUUGCGACCAACUACCUGUAUAUCAUAGAGCUAUUUCCCACUGCCGUUCUCAGCGCCGUCAUGCGCGGCGCUUAA